Molecule: messenger RNA, 26104 nt
Organism: Acipenser ruthenus (sterlet)
Lineage: Eukaryota; Metazoa; Chordata; Actinopteri; Acipenseriformes; Acipenseridae
Product: microtubule-actin cross-linking factor 1
Biological process (GO): intermediate filament cytoskeleton organization; wound healing
Cellular component (GO): membrane; intermediate filament; cytoplasm
Molecular function (GO): structural molecule activity; microtubule binding; calcium ion binding
Source: RefSeq, a predicted model, not a curated record
GAGAGAGAGGAGAGACGGGAGGGAGGAGAGACAGACAGCCAUUGCCGAGGCUAUCUGAAGCAGGCUCACAGUACCCCUAAAGCCAGUUUCGUCUAGGGCCUGUCAGUGGAAUACAUCUUCGAGAACAGAAGAGAGCAGGAGAGAGGAGAGGAGAGGAGAGGAGGGAGGAGAGGCAGAUCAAUACAAGCGUCUCAUCAAAUUCUCCAUCGCUGUGCUCUCUGAGGCCUCGCACCAUGUCCUCUUCGGACGAGGAGACGCUGAGCGAGCGCUCCUACCCCAGCGAGCGCUCCGGCAGCCUCUCCCCCUGCCCCCCCGCCGGCUCCCAGGGGCCCCCCGGGGACACACUGCCCUGGAACCUGGCGCGACACGAGAGGCGCAAGAGGACGAGCCAGAACAGCGUGUUGGACCCCGCGGAGAGAGCGGUGGUGAGGGUGGCAGAUGAGCGUGAUCGAGUCCAGAAGAAAACCUUCACGAAAUGGGUGAACAAGCACCUGAUCAAGGUCCGCAAACACAUCGCAGAUCUGUACGAGGACCUGAGGGACGGACACAACCUGAUCUCACUGCUGGAGGUGCUGUCUGGAGUCACACUGCCUCGGGAGAAAGGCAGGAUGCGUUUCCAUCGGUUACAGAACGUUCAGAUCGCCCUGGACUUCCUGAAGCAGAGACAGGUGAAGCUGGUGAAUAUCCGAAAUGAUGACAUCACAGACGGGAAUCCCAAACUCACCCUGGGCCUGAUCUGGACCAUCAUCCUGCACUUCCAGAUCUCGGAGAUCUACGUGAGCGGGGAGUCGGGUGACAUGACAGCCAAGGAGCGGCUGCUGCUCUGGACUCAGAAGCUGACGGAGGGAUACCCCGGGAUCCGCUGCACCAACUUCACCUCCAGCUGGAGCGACGGGCGCAUGUUCAACGCAAUCCUGCACCGAUACAGGCCGGACCUCAUUGACAUGGCGCGUGUUGUGCAGCAGAGUAACCGUGACAACCUGGAGCAGGCCUUCGAGAUCGCCGAGUCUCUGGGGGUGACCAGGCUGCUGGAUGCAGAAGGUGUGGAUGGAGUUUGGGCGUGUCAAGCUUCCCCAGGGCCUGCACCCCAAUGACGUGGAGGAUGAGUGGGGCAAACUCAUCCUGGAGAUGCUGGAGAGAGAGAAGGCUCUGAGGCCGGCGGUCGAGAGGUUAGAGCUGUUACUCCAGAUUGCCAAUAAGAUUCAGAACGGAGCGCUGGACUGCGAGGAGAAGCUGACCCUGGCUAAGAACACGCUGCAGGCUGACGUGUCUCACCUGGAGUCCGGUGAGCCGGUGCGGUACGAGCAGGACGUGGGGAUCUACCUGCAGGAGUGCGAGGGGUUAAUCCGGCAGCUGCAGGUCGAUGCCCAGAUUCUGAAAGACGAGACGUACUACCAGGUGGAGCAGCUGGUAUUCAGGAUCGUGCGUCUGCAGGAUGAGCUGGUAGCACUGAAGUUGGAGUCCACCAGCCUGUACAGGAAGGGCCACUUCACCUCGUCCCUAAGCUCCUCUGAGCAGGGGGGCCCCCGGGGGCCCGGGCUCCUGACCGGGGAGGGCAGGGGUCUGUCUGCGGGGGCUGAGACCCUGCUGGGGGGGGCGCUGACCUGGCUGCGUAGGCCCCUGACCCGUGGAGAGCUGGUGGCCGUGUCAUCUUCAGAGGACGAGGGGAAUCUGCGCUUCGUGUACGAGCUGCUGGCCUGGGUGGAAGAGACACAGAUCGCUCUGGAGCGUGCGGAGUGGGGUACAGACCUGCCGAGUGUGGAGAAGCAGCUGGAGACGCAGCACGCUGUUCACAGCACUGUGGAGGAGCUGCAGGGCAGUCUGCAGGAGGCCCGGACCCACGGGUCCAAGGUCUCUCCCAAUUUCCGAAGCAGCUAUUCAGAGACCUUAAGCAAGCUUGAAAACCAAUAUUGCAAGCUCCGGGAGACCUCCUCUCUGCGGCUGCACUCUCUGACCUCGCUCCACGCCUUCGUGUCUCGUGCCACGGCCGAGCUGAUCUGGCUCAAUGAGAAGGAAGAGGAGGAGCUGGCUUACGACUGGAGUGAGCAGAACCCCAACAUGACGGCCAAGAGGGACUACUUCACUGAGCUGAGGGAGGAGUUGGAUGAGAAACAGGAAGUGAUGCGAUCGCUGCAGGACACCGCGGAACAUCUCUCCCUGGAGAAUCACCCUGCGAAGCAGACAGUGGAGGCAUACAGUGCUGCUCUCCAGACCCAGUGGCAGUGGGUUCAACAGCUCUGCUGCUGUGUGGAGCAGCACAUCCGAGACAAUACCAUCUAUUUCCAGUUCUUCAGCGACGCGCGAGACUCCGAGUCGUACCUGCGCAGUCUGCAGGACUCCAUCAAGAGGAAGUACACCUGUGAGAGGGGGAGCCGGCUGGGCCGCCUCGAGGACCUGCUGCAGGACUCCAUGGAUGAGAAGGAGCAGCUGAUUCAGUACAAGAGUACUGUGGCCAGCCUGGUGGGCAGAGCCAAGACUAUCGUCCAGCUGAAACCACGGAACCCGGACCACACCGUGGCCACGAGCAUCCCCAUCCGAGCCAUCUGCGACUACCGGCAGAUAGAGGCCGCUGUUAAGAUCACGAUCAGUAAGAAUGAUGAGUGUGUUCUGGAGGAUAACUCCCAGCGCACCAAGUGGAAGGUGAUCAGCCCGACCGGCAAUGAGGCCAUGGUGCCCUCUGUGUGCUUCAGCAUCCCUCCGCCCAACCAGGAGGGCACGGACACUGUGACCAGGAUCGAGCAGCAGUACCAGAACGUGAUGACUCUGUGGCACCAGCUUCACGUGAACAUGAAGAGCGUGGUCUCCUGGAACUACCUGCGCAAAGACAUCCAGAACAUCUCCUCCUGGACACUGGACACGGUGAAGACUCAGUCUGCGCAGGAGCGGCAGCAGGCUCUGGAUCACAUGACCUCUCACCUGUUGGAUUUCCUGGAGGACAGCAGGGGGAGUGAGCUGUUCACACUGACGGAGCGGCUGAGCUGCGAGGAGGAGGUGCGUCGGAGCCAGGAGCACUGCCAGGGCCUGCUGGAGUCCAUGGAGACGGAAGUGAAGGAUGAUGGUCUCUGUCGCUCCUACCUGUCUCAGCUCCAUGAUAUCAGACUGCACCUGGAGGAGGCGGAGCAAAGACUGACCCGGCGCAUACAGGCCCCUCCCACCGCCAUCGCCAGGGAGACGGAGGCCAGCCAGGACAGCGCCCUGCGCAUCGCCGAGCAAGAGCGGAUGCAGCUGGAUCUGGACCGGCUGCACUCUGACCUGGGGGAGGUGUCUCAGAAGUGCGUCAGUUUCUUCCAGCAGUCCCCUUCCUCUGGGACUGUGCCGGAGCUGAGAGCGGAGCUCAACCUGGCUGUGGAGAGGAUGGAGCGCGUGCAGUCACUGUCCUCCGUCUACCUGCACAGGUUGAAGACUGUGGAGGUGCUGGUUCGGAGCGCUCAGGCUGCUGAGAGUCUGGUGAAGAAGUACGAGAGCAAACUGAGCGAGGAGGAGAUUGUACCAGCAGACCUGUCUGCUAUACAGAGACACAGAGAGCAGCUACAGCUCUGGUGCUCUGAAGCCCGGGAGAAGGACCCGGUGUUGGAGGUUCUGGACGAGGAGGUCCGCAGGGCCCGGGAGGCUGGGGAGAGGCUCUUCCAGCAGCACCAGGAGAGGAGCCCAGAACUGGAGCUGUACCAGGAGAGAGCGGGCCAGCUGAGAGAGCGCUGGGGCAGCGUGCGCUCGCAGAUAGAGACCCGACAAUCGGACCUGGAGGGUAUUGCUCAGGUUCUGCUGGAUUACCGGGACCGGCACGGUGCGCUGAUCCGAUGGAUCGAGGAGACGACCGCACAGCAAGAGGCCAUGCAGCCCGGCCAGGCUGAGGACAGCAGGGUGCUGUCAGAACAACUGAGCCAGCAAACGGCGCUGGUAGUGGAGAUAGAGAGGAACCAGGAGAAGCUGGAUGAGUGUCAGACCCACUCCAAGCAGUACUGCGCCUCCGUCAAGGAGUAUGAGCUGCAGCUCAUGACGUACAGAGCCUUCGUGGAGUCUCAGCAGAAAUCCCAGGUGAAGAGGAGGAGGGUGCACUCGUCGUCCGACGCCAUCACUCAGGAGUUCAUGGAGCUGCGCACACGCUACACGGCGCUGGUUACCCUGACGACGCAGCAUGUGAAGUACAUCAGCGAAGCGCUGCGGAGGCUGGAGGAUGAAGAGAAAGCCCUGGAGGAGGAGAAGCAGGCGCGCGUGGGCCAGGUCUCGGAGCUGCUGGGCUGGGCUCUGGGGGUCAAGGGGAGUCUGGGGACCCCGGAGAGAGGGGACAUCGAGAGGUCACUCUCACAGCAACAGGCUGUGCAAGAGGAGCUGGCUGCUAGGAAGGAGGAUGUGGCGGAGGCUGUCAGGAACACGCAGAUCUUCCUGCAGUCCAAACAGGCCAGCAAGCUGUCCUCGAGGGAGAGGGAGCAGGUCACGGCUCAGCUGGAUUCCCUGAACCAGACCUACAGCCAGCUGUGCAGCCAGAGCAGCCAGCAAGUGCAGGAGCUGCAGGGCCGACUAGCGGAAGAGGAGGAUCGCAAGGGAGGUGCUGCUGUUGCCGGAGUCAUCGAUUUGGGCACAGUGGAGAUUUUCCCAGUUUUCCAAGCCAUGCAGAAAGGGCUGAUCGACCAGGACACGGGGCUGGCUCUCCUGGAGGCUCAGCUAGCCCUGUCCGGGCUGACUGUCCCCGACACCAGCGAGACUCUCUCAUUGGAGGAGGCGUUGCGCCGCAAAGUGAUCGACGAGAGGACCGGCCAAUCCCUGCAGGGUCUCCAGACAGCCCUGGAGCUGGUGGACCAAUCACAGCUCAGGAAUAAGAAGCUCCACCCAGUGGUGUCGGCUGUGGAGUCGGGGGUGAUUGAGGAGCAGAUGGGUUUGAAGAUACUGGAGCUGCAGGUUUCCGCAGGGGGGCUGAAUGCGGAAGGCGGGAGGCUGCUGAGCUUGGAGACUGCCUCCGAGGAAGGGCUUCUCACCCCGCAGGUCCGAUCCAAGCUGGAAGCCCGCUUGAAGACGCGCAGGGAGCUGAUUGACCCCAACACCGCGGAGAAGCUGAGCCUGUCAGAGCUGGCCCGUCGCUGCCUGACCCACAAGGAGAGCGGCUGCAGGCUGCUUCCGGUGAAGCAGCUGGCGGGGGGGAUGGUGUGCCUCAAAUCGGGCAGGCAAGUCAGCAUCUUCCGGGCGGUGCAGGAGGGACUGAUCGACCGGCAGGUGACGGUGAGGCUGCUGGAGGCCCAGCUGUUCGCCGGAGGGAUUGCGGACCCCCGUUCGGGGCACAGGCUCACCGUGGACGAGGCGGUGAGGCACGGGCUCAUCGACCAGGACAUGGCCUGCGCCAUCCUGAUCAGGCAGCUGCAGACCGGCGGGGUCAUCGACCCCCUGAGCGGCCGGAGGCUGACGGUGGACGAGGCCGUGCAGAAGGACCUGGUGGCCUCGCGGAGAGCCCUGGUCAUCCUGGAGUCCCUGUGGUCCUUCAUGGGGCUGCUGUGGCCGGAGACUGGGGAGAUCCUGCCCGUGGCAGAGGCUGUCCAGCAGGGGGUGCUCUCCACAGAGCUGGCCGGAAGGAUUUUAGGCCAGAGGAAGACCGUCGGGGCGCUGUAUGUGCCCGAAACGUGCGAGGUGGUGCCUUUGGAGAAGGCUGUAGAGCUGCUGGGUGAAGACUGCGUGGAGGUCUUGAAGGGGGCUCGCAUCCCGGACAUGAUGCCCACUAUGACUCUCUCGGGGUCCCCCUCUAUUAACAGGCUCAGCUGGGGGUCUUCCUCAUCCUCUAACGGAGGCUCGCCUCCGGCCCCUCGCUACGACCCCAAACCGGGCCGGACCGGAGAGCAGGUGGAGGACCCGAGGGCCGAGGUGGAGCAGAGGCUGCUCUUCCACCUCAUGACUCACAGUUACAUCAACGUGCACUCCGGACAGAGGCUGGUGCUGCUUGACCAGGAGCUUUCCGAGGUGGCCUGCGCACUGGCUGUGGCCGAAGCCGAAGUUUGCUCAGGGGGAAAAGAUGAGGCCGAAAUGGAAACAGAAACGGAUGAUCGUAGCCAGGCCAUCGGAUUCUGGGAAGCGGAAGAAAGCAUUCAGAUCCUUGGAAGAACCGCGCCAGCGCCAGGUUCGGACAUUGCCAGAAUUCAUGGAAAGGCAAAACUGGAAGAGUUGGUGUUGCAUGGGAACGUGGAGGCUGUGGAAAAGCAGACCGGGAAGGCGGUGGCGGCUGGAAAGUGGGCAGCCGAAACUUUGGAGGAGGAAGGAUUCGGGAAAGAGAAACUGAAAGGAGAGGGCAAGGUAGAUAAAUCUUCCAGGGUGCAGAGAACGGAGGUCAGAGAGAGACAAAAAAGAGAUGGGAAGUCGAAAGCAAAGAAAGAGGCAAUGAGGAGAGCAGAGGAGGAAUUGAAGAGAGAGAGACGGGUGCAGACAGUAGAAGCUGACGAGACAGAAGAGAAAGUUAUCCUGGGAUUUCAUUCUGCAGGUAGAGUUGCCACGGUCAGGAGUCCGUCUGCAGAGGAACAACGUGCACCUGUUUCAGGAAAGCCACAAGAAUCCCAUUCUGAACUAAAAAGAAUGAAACUGGACAAAAAGGAGAGGAAGAAAGCAGGAAAGGACAAAAGGGAGGCUGAGAAAAGAUCCGGCACAGACACAAAUAGAGGCCAGUCUGUCACUGACUGGAAACUAGAACCAGUUUUGGCAGUGGUGGAGAGUGAGGGUGCGUUGCAGUACACAGGCGCUGAAUGGGAGACCUUGAUGAUGGAACAGGAACAGAUGGACACUGAAACAGUGAUGCACGGUCCACAGUUCAUGAAACAAUUCCAGACCCAAUCAGAUAUAAAAGAAUCUGAGCAUUACCAGUCCGAUUUAAUACAGUCCCAAAGGGAGGUGAAGCAGCAGUCCCAGGCAGAAACUAUAAUGUCUUCCCAGUCUCAGGAUGUUAGGAAAGGCAGACGCAUCCCAUUGCUUGAGGAAAGACUCAUGAUUGCAGAAGAGGGUGAGGAUAGCGUGGCCAGGACUGUGGUCAACCAGGAGAGAGAGGAGCUGGGAGGAAACCUCCAAACACCCGUUACCCAUCCGCACGGAUCCAUCGCCCAGAGCUGGCAAAAAACACAAACUGCCUCAAGGGUCUUGCAAACCAGAACCCAGGAAGAUUCAAGAGCCGGGAAACCAAUCGCUGCCUCCUCGUCAACAGACACACAAACCACGGGACCACCGACUGCUUCGGAAUCGGGCACAGUGGACUCGGACGAGGAGACUGUCCUUGAAGUCCUGGCCUCCCAGCUCCGAGAGGGAGGCAUCGUUCACAAGAAGCCGGGGGCCGGGGGAGAAGGGAGGAAGCUGCUGCUGGACGAGGCUCUGUCUCUGGGGGUGCUGCAGGGCCACACCGUGGUCAGACUGAUGGAGAAGCUGGGGCUCUUCGGGGGCUUCUUCGACUCGGAGGUCUGCGAGGUGCUGAGUGUGGACGAGGUGCUGGAGGAAGGCCUGAUGGACGAGGAGCUGAUGCAGAAGGUCUUGAGGUCGGAGAAAUCCAUCUCGGGGGUCUUCGACGCCAGCAGUGGAGGGAGCCUGUGUACGGUGCAGGAGGCUUCCCGGAGCGGGCUGCUGGACCAGGAGACGGCCGCGAGACUCCUGGAAGGCCAGGUGGCCUCCGGAGGGAUCGUGGACCUGAGGAGAGGGAAGAAAGUCUCGGUCACCCUGGCCUCCAAACUGGGGCUCGUCGAGGAAGGGACCCUGCGGGAGGAUCUGAUGAAGCUGGAGAAAGCUUACAAGGGCAAAGGCGUGGAGAGGGAGACUGGGCUGAGGAAACUGGAGCUGCAGGCGGAGAUGGAAGGAGCCCUGGACCCUGAGACUAAAGAGCCUGUCCCACUGAGCCAGGCUAUAGAGAGGGGGCUGGUGGACAGGGAGCAAGCCUCGCAGGUCCUGGCCAGGCAGGUUGCCGAUGGGGGGAUCAUUCACCACGGCUCUGGGAUGAGGCUGUCCGUAGAGGAUGCGUUGGAUCGAGGGCUGAUCGACAGGGACUCGGCUCAGGAGCUGGUAGAGGUGGAAAAGGCCUGCAGACAGCAGUACGUCCAUCCAGAGACCAAGGAGCGGAUUGCCUUGCCACAGGCCACGGCUCUGGGACUGGUCGACAGGGAUUUAUCCAACAGGGUUCAAGAAAUCCAGGCGAUGAGCGGCGGCUGUAGAGACCCGGACACAGGGGCGAGGCUCAGCCUCACGGAGGCAGUGCAGCGGGGGAUGCUGGAGAAGCCGGUGGUGGAUAAAGCCAUGGCCUCGCCGGCUAUGCAGUGCUGCGUCCUGGAUCCCGAAAGGGCGACGGCCGUGCCCUACUCGGAGAUCGUGAACAGGGCCAGGAUCGACAUCGAGACCGGGCAGAGGUUCCUGCGUGUCGGGCCUUUCAGAGGAAUCAGAGACGACGUCACCGGCGACCUCAUUCCCGUUUCCCUGGCGAUGAAAGCGGGGAGAAUCGACCCGGUCCCUGCGCUGAGGAUCCUGCAAAGCCAAGCGGACUCCGGAGGGAUCAUCGACAUCACCACGGGCGACCGGCUGCCCCUGGCCGCUGCUCUCCGGCAGGGAUUGGUCACUGAAGACAUGGCAAAGCUGAUCGCGACCAAUCAGCUGACGGCAGGGGGGAUCGUAUCCCCUGUCUCCGGGGAGAGAACCGUCAAUCUUGAAGAGGCGGAGGCCAAAGGUCUGAUCACAAAGGAAAUGGCCACAGUCAUUCAGAGUAACGUGGGGAAUCUGGAAGAAAGCGAGGAAGGCGAGCGAGUCCUUGAGCAAGAUGAGGAAUCGCAGGCCCCAAACGGGACAUCCCAAGGGGACAGAGGAGCUGAGACGCCGGCUUAUUCCAGUAAAGACUUUUCCAGCCCGGACAGCAUGACUCACAAGCAGGCAGACGUACAAGCGUUCCCUCCUGGCACCCCAGAACGCUGCGCAGACACCAGCAUCAAGGACAGUCCAAGCCACCCGGACCCCCCGUUAAUAACGGGGCGCACAGGAGACAGAGCAGAAAACGAUACCUUCCUGUUGUUCACAUCUGCACAGACUCCUGUGGAGGAGGAAUUUGCGGAAAUGGAAGUAACCAGCACUGAGGCUAAGGAAAGCUGCCUCGUACUGAAACAGGAUGUUACUGUCGAUUAUGAACGACUGGGAGAUGAAACCCAGGAGGACGUCAGCGACUCGGGCGAGAGAGCAGAGGCAGGGUUAAAGACUCUGAUGCCGGUACGUGAAGCAGAGGAAGGGCUGUUGGAGGCGAGUCGCUUCAGAAGGGAAGCUGAUGAGCCAGUUUCCAUGGAACUGGAGACACAGCAGCUGCAGCUACUCUACCAGCAAGCAGUGCAUCAGAAAAUAAAGACCAAGCCCAGCCCGACGGCCUCCUCCGAUCGUACAGAGGGUUUGGGGACUAGAACGUCUGUUGCAGAGAACGUCAUUCAAGUGAAAGAGUCGGAGGAAGCUGCAGAACGAGGUCGUGAAAGCACGGAGGUGCAGAGCACGCUGGAGGAUGGGGAGGGAGAAGUGCAGACCCAGAUCACAGUCUCUGAUAGAGGAGUAGUUAUCACCGAGGGGAAACAGGCAGGUGAUAGACCACUUGUGCAGGGAGAACUGGAGAGUGAGGUUCUAAAAACAGAGAACGAUGCUCACGGAAGAGAUGAUACUGAUAGGAAAGGUGAGGACAAGGAACAUCUAGAGAAAGAAAGAGGUGCAGGUUUGGAAGCAAGUGAACAGAUACAGACCCGGGUUCAAACCGAGAGCAGGUUAUUUGGGAUGGUAGAGGGUUCAGUGAUCCUAGAUAGAGGAAUGGGUUUCAUUGUCGUUGAUAGACCACUUGCAGAGGAAGUGAAAAGGGAGACAGAUGGAGAGCAGACAGAGAACAGGGUCACUUACACAUCCAACAUAGCAGGGGUCCAGGGAGACUUGAGGAUAGGAGGUGACGACACACCACUUUCAGAGGAUAUGGGGGCUGUAGGUUUGGAAAUUCAGGGACAGGCGCAAACCAAGCUCGGAGACAAACCUGCCAAAGCUAAACUUUACAGCGCAUCGGUAGGCUUGGGUGAGAGAGAGGGUAGAGGUGGGGUCAGGGAAAUGGAGGCAGAAGAUGAUGGACCACUUUCGGAGGAAGUGAGUCAGGCUGGUUCAGUAACUCAGGAAGCGAUGAGAAUGGAAGUCCAGCAGGUUUCAACAGCAGAGGAUGCAGCUCUUGCAGAGGAAGCGAGCAGCGGUUUAGAAGGAGAGAGGAACGUGGAGCCCAGUUCCAAAGAACGCAAGGAGAGGGAAGCCCUUCUCCUGAAGGCCAAGGAGAGCAUCCGGAGAAAAGUGUACGAGCGAGCGGUGAGCGAGAAGCAGGCGGCCGAGGAGCUGGAGGCGAUGAGGAGAGGAGCCGGGCUGAAGGAGAGAGGACUCGGGUUCGAGGGAGAGGGGCUAGUCGCUCAAGGGGAAGGACAGGUUGCUACGGAGGUGGAGAAGAAAAAGGAGUCUGUGCCAACCUCUAGAGGGACUCUGGAGUCUCCACAGAAGAGGCUGGAUAUUGCAGGAGAGAAGCUGGAGAUGAAAUACGACAACGGGAGAACAAGAGGGGACGCUAAAUCAGAAACUGCGAGGGACUCGCUUGAGCUUCCCGUUGAGUCACUGGAGAAAGCGCAUGAUGAGUCGUCCAUUGAUGGAGACCUGAGAGCACAGACGGGCACCCGAUUGAAAGAUGCUACCAGAGAGCAGACAAAAUCUUCUGAAGAGGGGGGAGAAACUGAGACCAACGCGAUGGGAAUAUCCAUAGGGAAGCAAGUUCAACCCACCGAAGUUUCUCUGGGAAAGCCGGAAUUUUCUGGCAGAGAGCGCCAGGACAGGACAGUCGAGGUAGUACGGACCCCUCUGAAGGAACAAAGGACUGGCCAGCCAGAAUCUGAGGGGGAACCAAUCCCUCCAGAGAUUACCCCAGCAGGGACCUAUUUCCGGGAGCACCUCGGUGGCCCCAGCCUCUCUGUGGACAGUGUCAGAUUGGAAAGAGAGGACACGGGAUUGGAUUUUGUUGCCAGGCAGAGGCAAGGCAUUCUGUUGGACGCUGUUACUUCUCCUGAAGAAGAAAAAGCAUUCAUUAAAAUGGAAGAACCUGGUGAGGGAGUCAAACAGGCGUCAAAUGAAACAGAUCGACCCGAGACCCCAGAGGGUCAGGUUUCAGGAGAGAAGACCACAUCUGAGGCUUUGGAUUGGGCUCCUUCUGCACAGAAGACUCCAUCAGCGGAGGCCGCUGUCAAUGGAGACCAACUCCGCUCGAAAGAGAGCAAGGAGCUCCUACUGGAAAAGAUCAAGAAGGAGCUGAAACUGGGAACCAAACUGGAGAGGCGUCCGGAGAAACCAGUGGAGCAGAGAGAGGCUGGCCCCGCCACGGAGGGGGUCACAGAGAGACCCCAGGACACUGAACCCCAAUCCCAAUCCAGAGAGAUCCCAGAAUUGACGACCGAUCCAGUGGAGGGGGAAGAUGUUGAGACGCCACAGGGAGAGGGCAGGAAACCAGCGAAACUCAUGAAGCCCUCGCUCUCCCGUCAGCAGUGUCUGGAACACGAUGAGCGCUUGGUUGCCUUCCUCUCACUGGUCCUUCACAUCGAGCUCCGCCUCAAAGAGCAGCAGCAGCAGCCAAUGGGGAGCAGCAUCAGCGCCCUGCAGGAGAGCAUCCUCCAGACUGAGGCUCUGGACUCGGAGCUGAGCUCCCUCUCGGAGGGCGUGGCCCGUGAGCUGGACUGCGUGGCGAGUGUCGUGGCGUCGCCCCCGCCGGACGUUCCCGCGCAGCUGCUGCUGGCGCUCGAGAAGGACGCACGCAACCUGCAGCGAUCGUACAGUGCCGUGCAGGGGGUCUCCCAGGCCAGGCUGCAGGGGCUGCGGACUGCGCAGGAGCAAGAGAGGUGUAAGCUGCACUCGGAGCUGCAGUCUCUGGAGGGCAGGGCUCGUGCUCUGCAGGGCUGGCUGGGAGAGACGGGGGGGGCAGAGAGUCCUGGGGACCCCCCCCAGCUCACACACAACCUGCAGCACUGGCAGGAGCUGAAGGCUGGUCUGGCAGAGCGCUCUGCCUCCCUCGACUCCAUCGCUUUCGAUAUCCAGCUUUUCAUCUCUGAGCGUGCCCAGGACCUCACCCCGCAGCAGAGCAGGCAGCUACUGAGACAGCUAAACGAGCUGCAGAGGUCCUUCCGCGAGGCGUCAGGGCACGUGGCCACCAGGACUGAGGCGCUGCUCACCGCCGCGGCGCACGAGAGAGAAACGGAGAAAGAGACGAAGGCGGUUCAGCAGCAGCAGCAGGAGUGUGCUCGGAAGCUGGACGAGCUGGCUCUCUGGUUGGCUGAGGCAUCCAGCACAGUGACCAAUCGGCAGGCAGAGUCCGGCGGCGUCGAUGAUGUCACCAGCCUGCAGCAGAAACAGAGCGACGUCAAGGCUCUGCAGAGUGAUAUCCAGUCCCGCUCUGACAGUGUUGUGGAGCUCAUCAAGUCCACGGAGGAGUUCCUGUCGGAGAGCGGGCCGCGCCUGUCCCCUGGGGAUCGCGCUGCGAUGGAGAGGAAGCUGAGCGCCGCGCGGGGGCAGUACGCAACGCUGAGAGAGAGCUCGCAGGCCGUGCAGAGAGAGCUGGACUCCGCGCUCAGCACUGCACUGCAGCAGCAGAGCCAGAAGGAGAAGGCUGCUGAAGAGCUGGAGGUGAACCAGAGUCAGAUCGGAGAGCUUCUGAGCUGGGUGUCGACCCUCGGAGGGGCAGGAAGCGCCCUGACGCAGGGGGGACCGGAGACAGCGCGACACCAGCAGGCCCUGGGGAGCGGAAUGGGGGCGAUGCAGACUGAUUCCUCCACCUCUCUGCAGCCAGAGGAGAGUCUGGAGUCCCAGUGCGAGAGGCUUCAGGCACACCACAAGGAGCUCCUCUCCCAGCAGCCAGCCUUCAUCCUGGCCACCCAGUCAGCGCAGGCCUUCCUGGACCGGCAUGGCGAGAGCCUGGCCCCGGGGGAGAAGGAGAGGCUGAGCUCGGACCUGGCCAGCCUGCGCGCUCAGUACGAGGGCCGGCUGUCCCGCUGCGAGGCCCAGCUCAAGAGAGUCGCGGGGCUGAGGGAGGAGCUGGACAAGUUCCUGACGGAGCACGGGGAGUUCUCCUCCUGGCUGGAACUGAGCGAGCAGGAGCUGCGUUCCCUGGGGGAAGGGCAGAGCGACGCGCAGGGCCUGCGGGACAGAGCCCAGCGGCACAGGAAGUUCUCGGAGGACGUCAUCUGCCACAAAGCGGACCUGAGGUUCAUCACCAUCUCGGGGCAGAAGGUUCUGGACGCGGCCGGUGCUGGUUCUGGUACCGGCGAGGGGGAGCCUGAACUGGACCCCUCUUCCACCAGACUGCUGGUUCAGGGGAAGCUGCAGGACGCUACUGAUAGAUUCUCUCAUCUGCACGCCAAGUGCUCCGAGCUGGGCUCCCACCUGACCCGGGUCCUGGAGCGGUACCAGCAGUACCAGGACGAGACGGGCUCACUGGAGACGUGGCUACUGGGACAGGAGCAGAACUGCGAGAGGCUGCUGAGCGAUACCACCGACCCAGAGAGCCUGCAGAGACAGCUGAACAUGACCAAGGAUCUGCAGGGAGAGCUGGAGGAUCACCUGGCGCAGGUAGAGAGGUUGAAGCGAGCGAUGAGCGCCCUACUGGAGAGCGAGGAGCAGCCCAGACUGAGCCCAGAGCCCAUCCGCAGCACCGCAGACUCCCUGCUGACCCGGUUCGAGUCCCUGUCCCAGACGGUGUCGGAGCGGUCCGAUAAGCUCCAGACGGCGGUGGCCCAGUCUCAGAGCAUGCAGGAGGGGCUGGGGGGGCUGCUGGACUGGCUGGGGGGAGUGGAGGGGUCCCUGCGGGGCCAGGAUAGAGUGCAGCCGUCCGCCAGAGCAGUGCAGGAGGCCCUCACGCACAACCAGAAGCUGGGUCGGGAUCUGCUGUCUCGCCAGUGCAGUGUAGAAGCUACACGCCAGACUGUGGCUCAGUUCCUGCAGACUGCAGACGCAUCGACGGCCACCGGCCUGCAGGGGGAGCUCUCGGAGCUCUGCCAGCGCUUCGGGGCGCUGCGGAGCGGGCAGGAACAGAAGGAGGCGGAGCUCAGGGGGGUCCUGCCCAAACUGGAGACCUUCGAGAGGCUGGCCUCGCAGAUACAGGAGUUCACCGAAACCAGGGGCCGAGCCCUGGGGACCGGGAGCCAGCCAGAGAGAGACAUGCAGGACUUCAACCAGAGGAUAGAGGAGCUGAGGGGAGAGCUGACCCAGGAAGCAGACAGUCUCAGCACACUCACAGAGCUGGGGGCAGAGCUUAGCGACUCAGGGGUCCUCGCAGACACACACCGCCUGCAGGACACUGUCAGAGAGGUGUCCGAGCAGUUCACCCGACUGGAAACCAACGUCAAGCAGAGAGCUGCAGAGGCCCAGUCCUGCCAGUUGCAGAUGGAUAAGUUCAGAUCGCUCGUCGGCGCCCUCCAGAGGUGGCUGCAAGGAGUGCGGGAGCAGCUGCCAGCCACUGAGCCAGCCCUGAGUACUGAGGGGCUAGAGACCCGGGUUCAAGAGCUGAAGGCUCUGCUGAGUGACUGGGAGUCGCAGGGAGCGAGGGUGCAGGAGAUGAACCGGGCAGGAUCUGAGCUGGAGACUCUCAUCAUCGAGAUCACGGCGCCCAGGAGCCAGAGCAGAGCCGGUCCUCCCCAGCUUCAUGGAGCUGAUGGCACCAGCAGUGUAAAUGGGAUCCACACCUGCAAAGACCUGACUGAGAUCCAGUGCUCCAUGGCGGACGCUGGCCGCGGGUACGAGUCUGUGGGGGCGGAGCUGGGGGAGAGGCUGGGGCUCCUGGGGGCCAUGCUGGAGCAGAGGCUGGGGGCCCGCAGGGAGGCAGCCUCCAUCGCUAGCUGGCUGAAGGAGAAGGAGCAGGCCCUGAGCCAGCAGCAGCUACACCAGAGGGGCUCUCCCUCCAAGACUGAGGCCGUGCAGGAGCAGGCCCUGCAGAACAAGGCCCUGCUAGCUGAGCUGGAACAGCACUCUGGGAAGGUGGAGGACCUGAAGCAGUCCCUCCGAUCCCUGAUCGAGUCGAACCCAGACUCCCCAGAGGCAGAGAGCUGGAGGAAGACACUGCAGGACAUCGACACCAUGUGGUUGCGAACCACACAGACAGCCUCUGAGCGCCAGGCUCAGCUGGAGCAGUCGGCCAGCAUGCUGGUCAGCUUCACUGCAGCCGAGUCCCAGCUGCGGCCCUGGCUGAACGAGAAGGAGCUGAUGAUGAGCGUGCUGGGACCCCUCUCCAUCGACCCCAACAUGCUGGGCACCCAGAGACAGCAAGUGCAGUUCAUGCUGAAGGAGUUUGAGACACGCCGGCCCCAGUUCCACCAGCUCACCCAGUCCGCGGAAGGCAUCCUGCAUGCCGCUCCUUCGGGGGCGGAGCCUGGCUCCCCGUCCUGCGAGAUGGUGCGCGAGCAGCUGGCCGCGGUCACAGGGAAGUGGGAGGAGCUGACCUCCCGGCUGGACCUGCGCUCGGAGCACAUCGACCAGGCCCAGGGGACCAGCGCGCGGUACCAGGCCCUGCUGGGGAGCCUGUCCACCAGGCUGGCCGCGCUGGGAGAGAGGCUGGAUUCGCAGGCGGCGCUCAGCACGCAGCCCGACGCGCUCCAGAGGCAGCUGGAGGAGACGAGCGGGAUCCGGGCAGAGCUGGAGCAGAGCCGGGAGGAGCUGGGCGAGGCGCGGGAGCUGUGCGAGGAGCUGAGCCAGCUCAUCGGGGAGCCCUACCUCAGGGAGGAGCUGCGGAAGAGGCUGGAGGCCGUCAGCGCCCCCUUCAGGAGCCUGGAGGAGAGGGCAGCCGAGGGCAUUAAUCAGCUCCAGAGCGCCCUCUCCAGCUCCCAGCAGUUCCAGCAGAUGUUUGACGAGCUUCGAACCUGGCUGGACAAGCGCAGGGACGAGCUCCGAUCCUCCCCUCCCGUCUCCGGGCUCCUGGGGCCCCUGAAGGACCAGCUGCAGGAGCAGGAGGACUUCCAGAAAGGGCUGAACCAGCAGCGGGGGACCUACGAGCUGAUCCAGUCCCAGGGACAGAGCUUGCUCCUGUCCGUGGGCCCGGGGGAGGAGAGGGGCACUGUGCAAGCUCAGCUGGGCUCCCUGAGACAGCACUGGGAGGAGCUGGGGAAGGAGUCCUCAGAGAGGCAGGGCCAGCUCAGGGAGUGCCUGGGGAGGGCGGAGAAGUACCAGCAGCACCGCCAGGAGCUCCUGCCCUGGAUCGAAAGCUGCGAGGCCAGGGCAGGGGAGCUGGAAGUCAGCCUGGACCCGGAGAAGCUGGAGAGGGGGCUGCAGAAAGCCAAGGCGCUGGGGCAGGAGGCAGAGAAGCGGAGGUCCCUGCUGGAAACCCUGAACGCCUCUGCGGACCUCCUGAUCGAAGCCUGCGAGGCUGGGGAGGAGGAGGUGAGGGACCAGAAGGCAGAGGCCAACCGGCGAAUGGACUCGGUCUCCGAGCUGCUCCAGAGCCGCACGGCCGCGCUUGAGGAGAUGGCGGGCAGGCUGAAGGAGUUCCGUGACAGCCUGGGAGGGGUGGAGAGGAGGCUGGAGGCUGCCAGGCACCAGCUGGAGAUCCAGGAGGCCUUGGGGCCGCAGGCCUGCAGCGGGAAGAGCAUGGAGAGGAUGAGGGCCCAGCUGGAAGGCCUGCAGGCCGUGCAGCCCCAGGUGGAGUAUCUGAGGGACCUGGCCAGGGGGCUGCUGGAGGACGCCCCGACAGGGGGACAGACAGAGGACUGCGCGCUGCUGGACAGGCAGGCCCGCGAUGCAGAGAGGGAGUUCAACUCAGUCAGGGAGAAGCUGGACGAAUGCUGCUCCGUUCUGGAAGGCAGGCUGCAGGGUGUCAGUCAGGUCCAGACCCGGGUUCGAGAUGCCUUCUCCCGGCUCGCUGACCUGGACGACGAGCUGGACGGGAUGGCCCCGGUGGCGCGGGACCCCGACUCCCUGCAGUCGCAGGCGGAGGACGUGCGGUUGUUCCUGUACCGCCUGAACUCCCUCCGAGCGGAGCUGCAGGGCUGCGACACGGAGGCCCAGCGCAUGCUGCAGGAGGGAGAGGGGGCCAGUCCUGACCUGCUGGCCCUCAAGAGAGAGCUGGAGGCCCUCAGCAGACAGGGGGCCAAGCUGGGGGACAGGGCCCAGGGCCGACUGGAGCAGGUGGAGGGGACCGUCCAGAGGCUGGAGGAGUUCUAUGCGGAGCUGAGGGAGGUGAACGCCCUGCUGGGAAUGGCCGAGGAGGGCCAGGCUGCUCAGGGAGUGGUGGGGAGCGAGGUGGAGGUGAUCAGCCAGCAGCUCGCCGACUUCAAGGUGUUUCAGAAGGAGCAGGUGGAGCCCCUCCAGCCUCGUCUCCAGCAGGCUAACGGGGCGGGACAGGGGCUGAUCCAGAGCGCCAGCAAGAACUCCGACACACAGGGGCUGGAGCAUGAGCUGCAGGAGACCAACGCACGCUGGAACACACUGAACAAGAGGGUUGCGGAGAGGAUCACGCACCUGCAGGAAGCCCUGCUGCAUUGUGGGAAGUUCCAGGAUGCCCUCGAGCCUCUGCUGAGCUGGCUGACCGACACCGAGGAGCUGAUAGCCAAUCAGAGACCCCCGUCUGCUGAGUACAAAGUGGUGAAGGCACAGAUCCAGGAGCAGAAGCUCCUGCAGAGGCUGCUGGAUGACCGCAGAGGGACGGUGGAAAUGAUCAAGGCGGAGGGGGAGAGAAUCGCUCAGUCCGCAGAGCCCUCAGACCAGGAGAAGAUCAGGAAACAGCUGGAGAGCCUGGGAGAGAGCUGGAGGGCUCUGCUGAGCAAGGCAGACACCAGGCAGUCCCAGCUGGAGGAGCUCCUGGUCCUGGCUAAGCAGUUUCAUGAGACCACGGAGCCGCUGGGAGAGUGGCUGAGCGCCACGGAGAAGAAGCUGGCAAACUCUGAGCCCGUGGGCACACAGACGAGCAAGAUCAACCAGCAGAUCACACAGCACAAGGCUCUCUCUGGUGAGAUCUCGGGGCGCUCCUCUCUGGUAGACAGGGCUGUGUCUCUCGGGGCCUCCCUGUCCCCACUCAGCUGCCCCUCGGACCGAGCCCGGCUCUCCGAGCUGCUGCAGGGGGUGCAGGAGGGGUACAGGGAGGUGCGGGAGAGGGCCUGCAGAAAGGGGGCGCUGCUAGAGCAGGCCCUGGCCAACGCCCGAAUAUUCGGGGAGGACGAAGUGGAGGUGCUGAACUGGCUGGCCGAGGUGCAGGACCGACUGGAGGGGGCGGCAGUGCGAGAUUUCAGACAGGCCGUCCUGCACAGGGAUCACUCAAUACAGCUGACCCUGAAUGAGGAGAUUGUGACUCGGAGGAAGAACAUGGACCAGGCUGUCAAAAACGGACAAGCGCUUCUCAAACAGACCACAGGUGAGGAGGUGAUAGUAAUCCAGGAGAAGCUCGAUGGUAUAAAGACCCGCUACGCUGACAUCACAGCUGCCAGCUCCCGCGCCCUGCGCACGCUGGAACAGGCGCUGCAGCUCUCCACGAGGUUCAGCUCCACCCACCAGGAGCUCUGUGACUGGCUGAACGGCGUGGAGGAGGAGCUGAACCAGAGCGGGGGCCAGUCCCCCUCCCCCGAGCAGAUCCCACGCUUCCACGAGAGACAGAAGGAGUUGAAGAAUGCAGCCACAGAGCAGCGCUUGGUUCUGGACACGGUGAACGAGGUGAGCAGUGCCCUGCUGGAGCUGGUACCCUGGCGGGCACGCGAGGGGCUGGACCGGCUCGUCUCGGAGGCCAACGAGAGGUUCCGAUCCGUCAGUGACAUCAUCGCACAGAGAGUGCAGCAGAUCGACGCCGCCAUCCAGAGGUCACAGAAGUAUGAGCAGGCAGCCGAUGCUGAGCUAGCCUGGGUCUCAGAGACCGAGCGUAAACUGUCUGCACUAGGACCCAUCCGCCUGCAGCAGGACCAGACCACUGCACAGAUACAGGUCCAGAAGGCAUUCUCCAUCGAUAUCAUCCGCCACAAGGACUCCAUCGAUGAGCUGCUGGCAACCAGGGAGGAGAUCCUGGGGACCUGCGGAGAAGAGCAGAAAGCAGGGCUGCAGAGGAAGACAGACUCCUUGCUCCGGCAGUACGACGCAGUCAGCCAGCUCAACUUGGACCGGUACGCGCAGCUGGAGCGGGCCCAGGUUCUGGUGAACCAGUUCUGGGAGACCCACGAGGAGCUGCUGCCCUGGCUGCAGGAAACUCAGACCCUGCUGGGCCAGCUGCCCGGGCCGGCCGUCAACCACGAGGCACUGAGGCAACAGCAGGAGGAGAUGAGGCAACUGCGUGAGUCGAUCUCGGAGCACAAGCCGCACAUCGACAAGCUGCUGAAGAUCGGGCCGCAGCUGGAGGAGCUGAACCCCGGGGAGGGGGAGAUGGUGCGGGAGCGCUACGGGGAGGCGGGGCGCUGCUACACAGAGAUCAAGGAGGUGGUGAAGCGCAGAGCCACGGCCCUCGACGAGGCUGUGUCCCAGUCCACGCAGUUCCACGACAAGAUAGAGCCGAUGCUGGAGACCCUGGAGCACCUGCAGUCCCGCCUGCACCAGCCCCCCGCCAUCCCAGCUGAGGUGGACAAGAUCCGGGAGCAGCUGGGGGACAACAAGGGGCUGGGGCUGGAGCUGGAGAAGCUGCAGCCCUCCUUCCAGGCGCUCUGCAGCAGAGGGGAGGAGCUGCUGGCCAGGUCACAGGGGCCAGACAAGGACCCCGCAGCCAAGGAGAUCCGGGACCGUCUGGACCGGCUGCGGUUCUGCUGGGAUGAUAUCCGAGCCCGGGCCGAGGAGAGGGAGGGGAAGCUGCUGGAUGUUCUGGACCUGGCUGAGAAGUUCUGGUACGACAUGACGGCGCUGCUCAGCACGAUCCGAGACACGCAGGACAUAGUGAAGGAGCUGGAGGAGCCCAGCAUCGACCCCUCACUGAUCAAACAGCAGAUUGAGGCUGCCCAGGCGAUCAAGAGCGAGACGGACGGGCUGCGGGAGGAGCUGGAGUUCGUCAGGAUCCUGGGAGCCGACCUGAUCUUCGCCUGCGGAGAGACAGAGAAACCAGAGGUCAAGAAAACCAUCGACGAGAUGAACUCUGCCUGGGAGGGUCUGAAUCGGACCUGGAAGGAGAGAAUGGACCAGCUGGAGGAGGCCAUGGCCGCUGCGGUCCAAUACCAGGAUGCACUGCAGGGGAUGUUUGACUACCUGGACAACGCAGUGAUCAGGCUGUGUGACAUGUCUCCUGUGGGGACCGACGUCAGCACCAUCAAACAGCAGAUCGAGGAGCUGAAGCUCUACAAAGUGGACGUGUACCAGCAGCAGAUCGACAUGGAGAGACUCAACCACCAGGGGGAGCUGAUGCUGAAGAAAGCGAUGGACGACACGGACCGAGUCAUCACCCAGGAGCCCCUGACUGAGCUCAGACACCUGUGGGACAACCUGGGGGAGAAGAUCAUCCACAGACAGCACAAGCUGGAGGGUGCUCUGCUGGCUCUGGGUCAGUUCCAGCACGCCCUGUCCGAGCUCCAGUCCUGGCUGACCCACACGACUGAAAUGCUGGACGCACAGAGACCCAUCAGCACCGACCCCAAGGCCAUCGAGAUCGAGCUGGCCAAGCACCACGUGCUGCGGAACGACGUGCUCUCUCACCGCUCCACGGUCGACACGGUGAACAAGGCGGGGCGCGAGCUGCAGGAGUCGAGUGCCGGGGACGAGGCCAGCCACCUGAAGCAGAGGCUGCAGCGGCUCAACAGCAGCUGGGAGGCAGUGCUGCUCAGGACUCAGGAGAGGCAGGGCCAGCUGGAGGCCGCGCUGCAACAGGCUGAAGGUUUCCAUGGAGAGGUGGAGGAUUUCCUGCAGUGGCUCAGGCGCUCUGAGAGCCAGCUCGCCGCCUCCAAGCCCACUGGAGGCCUGCCGGAGACAGCCAGGGAGCAGCUGCAGCAACACAUGGAGCUGCAGUCCCAGUUCGCUGCCCGGGAGGAGCUGUACCUCUCCCUGCUGGAUAAGGGGCACCGCAUGCUGCUGAGCAGAGAGGAACCGGGGGCCGGGUCCAACACCGAGCAGAACCUAACCCUGCUGGAGCACAAGUGGGAGGCGCUGCGCAGCAAGAUGGAGGAGAGGAAGGGGAAGCUGGAAGAGGCCCUGUCUCUUGCCACUGGUUUCCAGAGCUCCCUGCAGGACUUCAUUAACUGGCUGACGCAGGCGGAGCAGAUCCUGAACCUGGCCCAGCCUCCCAGCCUCCUGCUGGACACCGUGCUCUUCCAGAUCGACGAACACAAGGUGUUUGUGAAUGAGGUGAACACGCACCGUGAUCAGAUCCUGGCCCUGGACAAGGCCGGCGUGCAGCUCAAGUUCUCGAGCCAGAAGCAGGACGUGGUGCUCAUCAAGAACCUGCUGCUGAGCAUGCAGGGCCGCUGGGAGAAGGUGGUGCAGAGAUCCCUGGAGAGGGGCCGGGCGCUGGACGAGGCGCGCAAGAGAGCCAAGCAGUUCCAUGAGGCCUGGAGGAAGCUCAGUGACUGGCUGGAGGAGGCAGAGAAGCAGCUCAACUCGGAGCUGGAGAUCUCCAACGAUCCCGACAAGAUCAAACUGCAGCUGAGCCAGCACAAGGAGUUCCAGAAGACCCUCGGAGGGAAGCAGCCCGUGUACGACACCAUGGCCCGGUCGGGACGCUCCAUGAAGGAGAAGGCGAGCCAGCCAGAGGACCGGCAGAGACUGGACAACCUGCUGGGGGAGGUCCGGGACAAGUGGGACACAGUGUGUGGGAAAUCAGUGGAGAGGCAGCACAAGCUGGAGGAGGCCCUCCUGUUCUCGGGUCAGUUUGCGGACGCCCUGCAGGCGCUGGUGGACUGGCUGUACCGGGUCGAGCCUCAGCUCAGCGAGGAGCAGCCUGUGCACGGAGAUGUGGACCUGGUCAGCAACCUGCUGGACGCACACAAGGUGUUCCAGAAGGAGCUGGGCAAGCGCACAGGCAGCGUCCAGGCUCUGAAGAGAUCCGCCAGAGAGCUCAUCGACACGGCCAGAGACGACACCACCUGGGUCAAAGUGCAGCUGCAGGAGCUGAGCACGCGUUGGGACAGCGUGUGCAGCCUGUCCGUGAUCAAGCAGACCAGGCUGGAGCAGGCUCUCAAACAGGCGGAGGAGUUCAGGGCUGCGGUUCAGCAGCUGCUCGAGUGGCUGUCUGAGGCGGAGCAGACCCUGCGGUUCAGAGGGCUCCUUCCAGACGAGAGGGACAUGCUGCAGAGCCUCAUCGACCUGCACAAGGAGUUCAUGAAGAACGUUGAGGAGAAACGUGUUGACGUGAACAAGGCUGCCGGGAUGGGAGAGGAGAUACUGACAGUGUGCCACCCCGACUGCAUCACCACCAUCAAACACUGGAUCACAAUCAUCAGGGCUCGCUUCGAAGAGGUCAUGACCUGGGCGAAGCAGCACCAGCAGAGACUGGAGACGGCACUGGCUGAACUGGUCAACAACGCGGAGCUACUGGACCAGCUGUUGUCAUGGCUACAGUGGGCAGAGACCACCCUGAUCCAGAGGGACCAGGAGCCCCUCCCACAGAACAUCGAGCUGGUCAAGGAGCGAAUCGCAGAGCACCAGUCGUUCAUGGAGGAGAUGACUCGGAAGCAGCCCGACGUUGACAAAGUGACCAAAACAUACAAGAGGAAGACAGCGGGACCUUCAUCCCUGAGCCUGGCGGAGAAAUCCCGCGCUCGCAAGGCCCUGCCUCACUCCCCCAGCCCCCUGCAGCUCUCUGCUCAGUCGGAGUUGAAAAGCCCUCGGGUCACUCAGCUCUCCGCUCGCUGGCAGCAGGUGUGGCUCCUCGCCCUGGACCGGCAGCGCAAGCUCAACGACGCCCUCGACAGGCUGGAGGAGCUCAAGGAGUUUGCGAACUUCGACUUCGACGUGUGGCGUAAGAAGUACAUGCGCUGGAUGAACCACAAGAAGUCUCGGGUGAUGGACUUCUUCAGACGCAUCGACAGGGACCAGGACGGGAAGAUCACCAGGCAGGAGUUCAUCGACGGGAUCCUCGCCUCCAAGUUCCCCACCAGUAAGCUGGAGAUGAUGGCUGUAGCAGAUAUCUUCGACGGCGAUGGCGACGGCUACAUCGAUUACUACGAGUUUGUGGCGGCUCUGCACCCCAACAAGGACGCCUACCGCCCCACCACCGACGCGGACAAGAUCGAGGACGAGGUGACGAGGCAGGUGGCGCAGUGCAAGUGUGCAAAGCGCUUCCAAGUGGAACAGAUCGGAGAGAACAAGUACAGGUUCUUCCUGGGGAAUCAGUUCGGAGACUCUCAGCAGCUGCGACUGGUCCGGAUCCUGCGCAGCACGGUGAUGGUGCGAGUCGGGGGGGGCUGGAUGGCUCUCGAUGAGUUCUUGGUUAAGAACGACCCCUGCAGAGUUCACCGCCACAGGAAUAAAAUCCUUCGCUCCGACUCCUGCUUCUCAAUUGCAGUGACGGUUACUCCAGGCUACUUCUGCUGCAGAGCCCGCGGACGCACCAAUCUGGAGCUGCGUGAGAAGUUCAUUCUGCCCGAGGGAAUGUCGCAGGGCAUGGCAGCGUUCCGAUCGCGGGGGCGCAAGUCCAAGCCCUCCUCCCGGGCUGCAUCUCCCACCCGCUCCAGCUCCAGCGCCAGCCAGAGCAACCACAGCUGCACCUCCGUGCCGUCGUCCCCGGCAACGCCCGCCAGCGGGAGCAGGACACCGCACACUUACUCUCGCGGUUACGACAAACCCUGGCUGGUUAACAGUAAAAGCUCCACCCCAGGUCAGUUCCCGAGCUGCCCCGACCACCAGAGCCCCUCCGAGGUGACGUCAGGCUCCAAGCUGAAGCGCCCCACUUUCCACUCCAGCCGUGGCUCCCUGACCGGCGAGAACGGGAACCAGGGGACCCCCACGAGUGCCAAAUCCAACCGCAGCGAGUCGAAGCGCGGCGCUUCCUCGGUGAGUCGUCCGUCGAGCCGUGCGGGCAGCAGGGCAGGGAGCCGGGCGAGCAGCCGCAGGGGCAGCGACGCCUCGGACUUCGACCUGCUGGAGACGCAGUCAGCCUGCUCCGACGUGUCCGAGACCAGCGCCUCGGGGGCGACCCGCAGGGGGGGCAAGCCCUCCAAGAUACCCACCAUCUCCAAGAAGACCACCUCACCCUCCUCCUCCUCCUCCACCACCAGCCCCAAGACACCCGGCAACAAGAGAUAAUGCAGAGCAGCAGAGCUCCUGGGAGUCGGAACUGCCCAGGAAAGCCAGGGCAGUUCAUUUAUACAUGAAUACACUGAUAACUCCUGGUCAUUUCCACAGUGAACAAGGGGCGCUCUGAACCCCAGCACUGGCUGCAGCAGCAGGGCUAGUGAGAGUGUCUAACCCUGCUCAAACUCCUGGCUCCUGAUCAUUUCAAUAUUAAUAAUAAUAGACUUCACUGAGGGGAGUUCUGAACCCCAGCACUGGGUGCAGCGGGGCUGGUGUGAGUUUGUAACACUGACUGAUGGAGAGAAGGCCGUGGAUCACGACAGCACACACACUUUAAAGACUUGAGAAAUGGAGAGAGGCAGGCAUGGGGCGACAGACACCCCAGUAAAGGGAGCCGAGGACUAGACAGGACGGCCCCUGUGCAUCGCUCUGCUGUAUUAUUAUAAACACUGACUCGAAAAACAAAAGCAAGCUCCAAAACCUGCUACUGAUUUAUCCCAACGUGGACGACGUGUUACUUUUAAUAAGAACGAGGAUAUUGAUAAUUGCGAUGAUCAAUGUUGAUGCUGCCUUAUCUGUGUUUCUUUAUUCAUUAUUAUUAUUAUUUUUUUGACUCCUUGUGAAUAUUUAUGUAGAUAAAUAAAGCAAGUGUUUUGGUCGGUUUCCCUCGGGGGUCUCGCACCCCCCCCCCUCCUCCUCUCUUUCCACUGCUGUACAAAAAACCACGUGCGUGUGAAUACAGGAAGACAAAGAACAAACACGAGAGGAGAGUUUAGUCAAAAGUAUUAUUUUGUGUGUCUGUGAAUCACGCAGCAGUCAAAAGGAGAGUGCUGCUUACUGACUUGCCUACUGUUAUUUCUUUUUAAUUGAACACAUGUUGUAUAGUUGAAUAAUAUAAUAUGUAUUUAAGGACUCGUGCCCUGAGGACUGCACAAACACAGCAGGACACCUGUAGCGUGCUAGCGUGUGCGUUAGCGUGUGUCUCGAUCGAAGAGGAGAUGUGAACUUUGCACAGUCUGCGUCCGCUGGAAGUUUAGUAUUUGUUUUUUAUUUAAGAAGGAAUAAUAAUAAUAAUAAUAAUAAUAAUUCAAAGGACUAUGAACUCUGCUCUGAAGCGCUGAACUGCUCCCUGUUCAACGGCACCUCUUUUUUCUAGAUGUCACUGUAAACGUCAUCGCUGUGUUCACUGCAACGUGCACUUAACCCUUUUUAUAUGCUUCCCCACCAUGAAACCCCACCGCAUCAGAGCAGACUUGCAGUGAUGUCACACACACACCGUGAUGUCAUACACACACACACACCGUGAUGUCAUACCAUACCAAGAACUCAGAAUGAUUUAAUAUCCUGAGUACUCUACCCAGUGACCCUGCUGCAGGACAAAUUAGAGAAAAAAAACAACUCUUACCCAUACAGAGUGCGUGUGUGUGUGUGUGUGUGUGUGUGUGUGUGUCUAUAUAUAUAUAUAUAGAUUAGUUGAAGCAGUUCUGUUUAAAUGACGGAGCCCUUCCUGGAGGUAUUUUGUUACACAGAGCUGCUUUGUUAAAUGUAAGCUCCAAUUCCUAUUUAUUUUAAGUAUUAUUUCUUACUGAUUUGUGUUGUUCUCGACCACUCUAAGAUUUUCUCUCUCUCUCUCGAUAUCUAUUGACUCUUAGUCCACAGUAGGUUGAUUUUUGUUACAGACCGAAAAACACUUCAGAAAAACAUACUGUAACUUGCGUUAACUCCCGUGUGUGUGAUCACGGUGUUAGCACAGUGGAGUGGGUGGCUGUUCUGAAGUGUGUUUUAUUGCCAUGGGGGGUGCAGAAGGAUCAGCUGCAGGUGUGGCUUCACCACAGAGCUGUGUGAUUCGAAUCUGUUAUUAACCGAGGACGCGAAUGUCAAUGUACCAGUGAACUGUUUAAAUAAAUCAAUAGAUUGGAUAUGGAAGCUUUGGGUUAGGGUUAAAGCUUUUUGUAUUAAAAUAUUGCUUGCAGUA